CUUGAUUACUGGAGGACCUUCAGCUCUCUGGGUAUUUCAGAUAAGUUGCUUUGCUUUUGCCCUGUUGUUCUUUGAGGAGUGUCUGGAAAAGCCUUUUAAUUUUGGCUGGAGUUGUAGAUUUUGGAACUGGGUUGUGAUUGUUUGUACAAAUUUGGGUUUGGUCUUGGAAUCUAGGAAAUGGGGUUUCUGUUUGGUUUUGGUGUUGGGAGGAACUGAAAAGGUGCAUACUUGAAGAUUUGGAUAGUAGGAUUGGUGACCAUGAUUCGUUUUUUGUGUUUGACUGCAUGGAAUAUGUGAUUAUAUGAAUCUGUGGAAUAUGUGGUAGUAAUGGUUUCAUGGUGUUGAUCUGAAAUCUUGUUUACAAUAAGAAUGGAUGGGCAUUUGUCACAAGGAGGUAGGAUUCCUGGUGGGGGAAGUUAUGUUGGUCUUGAUUUGCAAGGGUCAAUGAGGGCUCAUCAUCAGACCCAACACCCACACAACCUACAACAGCAGCAGCAGCAGCAGCAUCAAAUUUCUCGGCAAGGAUCAAUGGUGCACCCCUCGAUUCACGAGGGUUUUCCUGUCAAAAUGGGAACUAUGCAUAAUUGUGAUCGGACCCUUUCGAUGGUAGAUUACAAUAAGGGAGAGAAAUGCAAGAACUCGAUGAGUGAUGAGGAUGAGCCGAGUUAUACGGAGGAGGGUGUUGAUAGUCAUAUUGAAGCAAGUAGGGGGAAGAAGGGGUCUCCCUGGCAGCGUGUUAAGUGGACGGAUAAGAUGGUGAGGCUUCUGAUAACUGCAGUAUCUUAUAUAGGUGAGGAUAUUGGUUCAGAUUGUGGUGGCGGGGUGAGAAGGAAGUUUUCUGCUCUACAGAAGAAGGGAAAGUGGAAAUCUGUUUCCAAGGUCAUGGCAGAAAGGGGUUAUCAUGUUUCUCCGCAGCAGUGUGAGGAUAAAUUCAAUGACCUUAAUAAAAGGUAUAAGAAACUUAAUGACAUGCUGGGGAGGGGCACUUCUUGCCAGGUUGUUGAGAACCCUGCACUUUUGGAUGUGAUUGAUUACUUAACAGAGAAAGAAAAAGAUGAUGUGAGGAAAAUAUUAAGUUCAAAGCACCUGUUUUAUGAAGAGAUGUGUUCCUAUCAUAAUGGUAAUCGGUUGCAUCUGCCUCACGAUCCAGCAUUGCAGCAUGCCUUGCAGGAGGCUCUUAGAAAUAGAGAUGAUCAUGAUACUGAUGAUCUGAGGAGGCAUCACCAUGAUGAUCUUGAUGAAGAUGAUCAAGAUAUGGAAACUGAUGAGCGUGAUGAUUUUGAGGAAAAUAAUGUUUCACAUGGUGAAAACAGGGGAAUGUUUGGUGGGUCAGGAGACUCUGUGAAGAGGUUGAGGCAAUGUCAAGGCCGUGAAGAUAUUAACUUUGGUGGUUUUUUGAAUGCACAAGAUUGUAACAAAAGUUCUUAUUCUCAUCCCCAAAUUGCCCAAGGUGAUAUUAAUCAAGCCUUACCUGAUAGCACAAAAGCUGCUUGGUUACAGAAGCAGUGGAUUGAAUCGCGGUCUGUUCAGUUAGAAGAACAGAGGCUACAAAUUCAAGUUGAGAUGUUAGAAUUGGAGAAACAGCGUCUCAAGUGGCAAAAAUUUAGCAAGAAAAGGGAUCGUGAACUGGAAAAGCUGAAGAUGGAAAAUGAGAGAAUGAAGCUUGAGAAUGAGCGUAUGGCAUUAGAAUUGAAAAGGAAGGAAAUGGGUGCCGGAUUUAGCUAAAUGGCUGUUCUGAACUUCCAAUUAAUCUUUACAGCAAUUGUGGUACUUGUGGGCAACAUGGUUUCUUUUUAAAUUGGCUGUUUGGAAUAUGAAACAACCAG
Molecule: messenger RNA, 1826 nt
Organism: Fragaria vesca subsp. vesca
Lineage: Eukaryota; Viridiplantae; Streptophyta; Magnoliopsida; Rosales; Rosaceae
Exons: 2
Coding region: 370-1725 (451 amino acids)
Source: RefSeq, a predicted model, not a curated record